AUGAGGGCAAAGAUUAUUAUACAAGAAGAGGAGACACAGCAGCAGCAGCAGCAGCAGCAGCAGCAAAAUUCACAGGUACAAUUACAUAAAAUUAAACACAAACAACAACAGCAGCAGCAGCAGCAGCAGCAGCAACAGCAGCAGCAGCAACAGCAACAGCAACAACAGCAGCAGAGGGUGAGACAGAGGGAGGAAGAAGAGGAAGGGGAGGAGGAGGAAAAAGAAGAAGAAGAAGAAGAAGAAGAGGAAGAAGACAAUAAUAUGCCAAGGAAGGAAGAGGAAGAAGAUGAGGAUGAGCAGCAGCAUCAUCUGCAACAGCAGCAGCAUCUGCUGCAGCAGCAGGAGCAGCAGGAGGAGCAGCAGCAGCAGCUACCUCGUCUUGAUCUAAGACGUGUGCAUGCAUCCCCUCUCCUAUCCCAUGAGCAGCAGCACGAAGACGACGAGGACAUGGAUCCUGCUGCAGCAGCAGCAGCAGCAGCAGCCGCCGCCUCCGCGGCCACCGUUGGCUCCACCGCAGCAUCAGCAUCAGCAUCAGCAGCAGCAAGGACCACCAGCACCAGCAGCAGCAGCAGCAGCAGCAGCAGCAGGAGCAGCAAGGACUAUAUAGUUGCAAAGGAGGUGCAGCAGCAAUCAAGUUUUGCUGCUUUUGUUUCCUUAGCGGAGAAUCUUCCUUUUACACCAAGAGCAGCAAAACAAUUCCUGCAGAAGCUAGCAGCACCACACUGCAGCAGCAGCAGCAGCAGCAGCAGCAGCAGCAGCAGCAGCAAUAGUAGUAGUAGUAGUAGUAGUAGUAGUAAUAGGGGGUGCAGCAACAGAGGAGGGUGUAAGGGAAGAGAUAGGUGUCAUGAGUGCCGGCAGAAACAGCAGCAGCUCGUGCUGCACCAGCAGCAGCAGCAGCAGCAGCAGCAGCAGCAGCAGCAGCAAGGAGGAAGGAGAGGGGAAGAUAGUUUUUAUAUAGAUAUGGGGGCAGAAGAUUCCUUCGCUAGCUGCGGAUGCUGGGGGCCCCUCGAUAGAUAUGGGGGGCCCCUAGGGGGGCCCCCAGGAGGGUACAGAUCUCCUGCUGCGUCUACUGCAGCAGCAGCAGCAGCAGCAGAACUCUUCGGGGUGGGGCCCCCAAACCCUAGACCGGGUACUGGCAGGGGCCCCCCUUGGUAG
Molecule: messenger RNA, 1155 nt
Organism: Eimeria maxima
Lineage: Eukaryota; Apicomplexa; Conoidasida; Eucoccidiorida; Eimeriidae
Exons: 3
Coding region: 1-1155 (384 amino acids)
Source: RefSeq, a predicted model, not a curated record